This is a messenger RNA of Nothoprocta perdicaria, 2208 nucleotides long. It is a transcript of the gene NTRK1, whose product is annotated as neurotrophic receptor tyrosine kinase 1. The annotation marks the transcript as partial. Gene Ontology annotation, molecular function: neurotrophin binding; transmembrane receptor protein tyrosine kinase activity; neurotrophin receptor activity. The transcript has 17 exons. The record is from RefSeq and is a predicted model, not a curated record. Gene Ontology annotation, cellular component: axon; signaling receptor complex; plasma membrane. Gene Ontology annotation, biological process: nerve growth factor signaling pathway; protein phosphorylation; multicellular organism development. NCBI's taxonomy places the organism in Eukaryota, Metazoa, Chordata, Aves, Tinamiformes, Tinamidae.
GCGCUGCUCUGCCGCCGGCCCGACACCCUGCGCGGCCUCGCCGGCCUCGCCGGAGCCUUCCCCGACGUGAUCAUUGAGAACCAGAGGACACUGACGACCUUGACCCGGGCUGACACCAGGAUGCUCCGGGAGCUCAGGAACCUCACCAUCGCGCACUCGGGGCUGCAGCACAUCGCCGCCGACGCCUUCCAGGACACCCCCAGGCUGAGCUACGUGAACCUCUCGUCCAACGCGCUGCGCAGCCUCUCCUGGAAAACGUUCCAGCACUUGCCGCUGCAGCAGCUCGUCCUGCUGGGAAACCCUCUGGAAUGCUCCUGCGGCAUCCGCUGGCUGCAGCUGUGGCAGGAGGGCGGCCGGGCCGAGCUGGGCAACCAGUCGCUGGGCUGCUGGGCGAGCGGGGAGCUGGUGCCGCUGGGUGCCUGGGUGCCGCAUGGCUGUGAACCACCCUCCGUGCGCAUUGAGCCCGCCGAGGUGCUGCUGCGCCAGGGGGACAGCGUCAACCUCACGUGCCACAUUGCGGCCGAGCCGCCGGCCGUGGGCAGCUGGCACGUGCCCGACGUGGGGCCCGAGGCGCCGCUGGUCACCGAGCUCUCGCCGCAGCAGCUGCUCCUGCACAUCGGCAACGUCUCUGCCAGCCUCAACCGCAGGGAUGUCACCUGCCGGGCGGAGAACGCGGCGGGGCCGGCCGAGGCCACCGUGGUGCUCAACGUCACCUUCCCGGCCGUGAUCCUGCUGCUGCAGGAGGCCAUCCCGCAGCACUUCUGGUGCAUCCCCUUCUCGGUGGACGGCAACCCGGCGCCCAGCGUGCGCUGGCUCUUCAACGGCAGCRCGCUGCCCGAGGGGCCCUACAUCCACACGCGCAUCGUGGAGGACGAGCCCAACUCCACCGUGCUGCACGGCUGCCUGCAGCUCAACCGGCCCACGCACGUCAACAACGGCAACUACACCCUGGUGGCCAGCAACGCGCUGGGCUCCGCCGCGCGCUCCGUGCAGGGCCGCUUCAUGGAGAACCCCUUCAGCUUCAACCCCGAGGAGCCCAUUCCCGUGUCGCUGUCGCCGCUGGGUGACAGGAACAGCUCCCUGGAGGGCCCCGUGGAGAGCGCCGACGACCACGUCUUYGGGGUCUCGGUGGCCGUGGCGCUGGCCGUGUGCGCUGGCCUCUUCCUCUCCGUCGUGCUCCUGGCGCUCAACAAGUGCGGGCGCCGCUCCAAGUUCGGCAUGAACCGCCCGGCCGCGCUGGCGCGCCAGGACGAGCUUGCCAUGUCGCUGCGCCUGGCGAGCCGCGGCGGCAGCCCCGCGCCGUCGGCCGAGAGCAAGCUGGAGGGGCUGCAGGGCAACGUCGUGGAGAACCCGCAGUACUUCUUGGGCGAGGGCGCCUUCGGCAAGGUCUUCCUCGCCGAGUGCGCCAACCUGCUGCCCGAGCGGCGCCCGCUGCUGGUGGCCGUGAAGGCGCUGAAGGAGGCCACGGAGAGCGCCCGCCGCGACUUCCAGCGCGAGGCGGAGCUGCUCACUGUGCUGCGGCACGAGCACGUCGUCCGCUUCUACGGCGUGUGCACCGACGGCGAGCCCCUGCUCAUGGUCUUCGAGUACAUGGAGCACGGCGACCUCAACCGCUUCCUCCGCUCCCACGGCCCCGACGCCAAAAUCCUGGACGCCGGGCAGGGCCAGCCUUACGGGCCGCUCACGCUGCGCCACAUGCUGCACAUCGCCACGCAGGUGGCCUCGGGCAUGGUCUACCUGGCCUCCCUGCACUUCGUGCACCGCGACCUGGCCACGCGCAACUGCCUCGUGGGCCGGGAGCUCGUGGUGAAGAUCGGCGACUUCGGCAUGUCCCGCGACAUCUACAGCACCGACUACUACCGGGUGGGCGGGCGGACCAUGCUGCCCAUCCGCUGGAUGCCCCCGGAGAGCAUCCUGUACCGCAAGUUCACGGCCGAGAGCGAUAUCUGGAGCUUCGGCGUGGUGCUCUGGGAGAUCUUCACCUACGGCAAGCAGCCCUGGUACCAGCUCUCCAACACCGAGGCCAUCGAGUGCAUCACGCAGGGCCGGGAGCUGGAGCGCCCGCGCGCCUGCCCCGCCGAGGUCUACGGCAUCAUGCGGAGCUGCUGGCAGCGGGAGCCGCAGCAGCGCCGCAGCAUCGGCGAGAUCCACGGGCGCCUGCAGGCGCUGCUCAAGGCGCCCCCCGUCUACCUGGACAUCCUGGGCUGA